Penaeus chinensis is the source of this 2420-nucleotide messenger RNA. RefSeq names its product mucin-19-like. The transcript is spliced from 10 exons. NCBI's taxonomy places the organism in Eukaryota, Metazoa, Arthropoda, Malacostraca, Decapoda, Penaeidae. The record is from RefSeq and is a predicted model, not a curated record. Bases 1 to 2385 code for a protein of 794 amino acids.
AUGGUUCUCUUUGUAGCAUUACCUUCGACAGAACGUGAUGAGACUCCUCUUUUGCAAGGCGUAACGUUGAUGGCUUCUGGCAGCAGGGACCCACAUUCGGGAAAUCCUAUUUCCCGACGGGCGGCAGGAUCCACCACCUCCUCCAGCAAAGGAUCCUCCACCAAAUCCUCCUCCACCGCCUCCGAAGUUAUUGCUUGGGCCACUGUAAGUGUUGCUCACUCCCCCGCCAAAGGAUCCUCCUCCGCCGCCGAAGCCACCGCCGCCUCCGCCAAAGGAUCCCCCGCCACUUCCGAAGGAUCCGCCGCCACCUCCUCCUCCAAAGCUAUUACUUGGUCCGCUGUAACUUGUACUUACUCCUCCAGAGGACCCGCCACCGAAGGAUCCGCCACCACCAAAAGAUCCUCCUCCGAAGGAUCCACCUCCCCCAAAGGAUCCACCGCCACCUCCUCCUCCGAAGUUAUUGGUUGGUCCUCCAUAACUGGUACUUAUUCCUCCACCGCCACCUCCAGAAACUCCUCCAAAGGAUCCUCCCCCGAAGGAUCCGCCUCUAGAGAAUCCUCCCCCGAAGGAUCCGCCUCUAGAGAAUCCUCCCCCGAAGGAUCCUCCUCCUCCUCCUCCUCCUCCGAAGCUAUUAGUGGGUCCUCCGUAGGAACGGCUGAUGCCACCAGAGGAUCCUCCGCCACAGCCUCUGCCGAGGCAGCUGCUGUAGGCCGAACCGACGAGCAAGCCCAACACCAUCAGCACACUCCGUCUCUGAAAGCAACAGUGUAUCUUGCCUUACCUGAGCUAGGUCUUACCAUCAUGAAUAUGAGAGAUGAUACUGAGGCAGCUCAAAAGAGUACCAGCGUUCCAAGCCGCAUCACUGGACAUGCUAUAGAAUACGGUACUGCGGCCAAGGAGACCGACCAUAUUCUUGUCAGCACUCGAUGGAUCCUUCAAAACUACAAGGCUUAUUGGAGUGACGAGUUCUGUGGUACUGACCAUAGAUGUAGUUAUUUCCCGGAGGGCGGCAGGAUCCUCCUCCGACGCCUGAAGCCACCGCCACCUCCGCCAAAGGAUCCCCCGCCACUUCCGAAGGAUCCGCCGCCACCUCCUCCUCCAAAGCUAUUACUUGGUCCGCUAACCUCCUCCAAAGGAUCCUCCCCCGAAGGAUCCGCCGCUAGAGGAUCCUCCCCCGAAGGAUCCGCCGCUAGAGGAUCCUCCCCCGAAGGAUCCUCCCCCGAAGGAUCCUCCUCCUCCUCCUCCUCCUCCGAAGCUAUUAGUGGGUCCUCCGUAGGAACGGCUGAUGCCACCAGAGGAUCCUCCGCCACAGCCUCCGCCGAGGCAGCUGCUGUAGGCCGAACCGACGAGCAAGCCCAACACCAUCAACACACUCCGUCUCUGAAAGCAACAGGGUAUCUUGUCAAGAUGAAUCAUCUAACUCACCAUUACCUUCGACAGAACGUGAUGAGACUCCUAACCUCCGAAGGAUCCACCACCUCCUCCGCCAAAGGAUCCUCCACCAAAUCCUCCUCCACCGCCUCCGAAGUUAUUGCUUGGGCCACUGUAAGUGUUGCUCACUCCCCCGCCAAAGGAUCCUCCUCCGCCGCCUCCGCCAAAGGAUCCCCCGCCACUUCCGAAGGAUCCGCCGCCACCUCCUCCUCCAAAGCUAUUACUUGGUCCGCUGUAACUUGUACUUACUCCUCCAGAGGAACCUCCGCCGAAGGAUCCACCACCACCAAAAGAUCCUCCUCCGAAGGAUCCACCUCCUCCAAAGGACCCACCUCCACCUCCUCCUCCGCCGAAGUUAUUGGUUGGUCCUCCAUAACUGGUACUUAUUCCUCCACCGCCACCUCCAGAACCUCCACCAAAGGAUCCUCCCCCGAAGGAUCCGCCGCUAGAGGAUCCUCCCCCGAAGGAUCCGCCUCCUCCUCCGAAGUUAUUACUUGGUCCGCUGUAACUUGUACUUACUCCUCCAGAGGACCCGCCACCGAAGGAUCCACCACCACCAAAAGAUCCUCCUCCGAAGGAUCCACCUCCCCCAAAGGACCCACCGCCACCUCCUCCUCCGAAAUUAUUGGUUGGUCCUCUAUAACUGGUACUUAUUCCUCCACCGCCACCUCCAGAACCUCCUCCAAAGGAUCCUCCACCGAAGGAUCCGCCGCUAGAGGAUCCUCCCCCGAAGGAUCCUCCCCCGAAGGAUCCUCCUCCUCCUCCUCCUCCGAAGCUAUUAGUGGGUCCUCCGUAGGAACGGCUGAUGCCACCAGAGGAUCCUCCGCCACAGCCUCCGCCGAGGCAGCUGCUGUAGGCCGAACCGACGAGCAAGCCCAACACUACCAACACACUCCGUCUCUGAAAGCAACAGAACUUGUUAUUUUAAUGACAUCUGUUGUAAUGAAAUGUUGAUAAAUUUUCCUUUAUAUUAUAUGGAUAUUGAUGGG